Molecule: messenger RNA, 1227 nt
Organism: Durotheca rogersii
Lineage: Eukaryota; Fungi; Ascomycota; Sordariomycetes; Xylariales; Xylariaceae
Exons: 1
Coding region: 465-1091 (208 amino acids)
Source: RefSeq, a predicted model, not a curated record
AGGGUCGAGGAAUAGAGAGAGGGAGAGAGACGCAGCGAGUUGCGUGCUUUCGUGUGCCUGGCAAGAGAGAGAGAGAGAGAAGAGAGAGUAGCAGCAGCAGCUAUGUACUCUCUCUAUUUCUCUGGGGGGCUUCUUGUCUCUCGUCUCGCAGAGCCUGCAGCACCGAGACCCCACACGAACGCCAAUCGAGAGACGGGGGGGGGACAGAGACAGAUAGACAGACGAGAGGAGCAGGGUACAAGUUAAGUACCACUGCCCAGCGCGGCCCAAAGACCAAGCCUUAGCGAAGAGGGCUUAGGGGGAAGCGGGAAGAGGGAAGAGGGUAGCGGAGUGGAGGUAGAGAGAGAGAGAUAGAGACAGAGAUAGAGAUAGAGAGGGGGUUAGUGGUGCAAGAGAGGGAGAGGGAGAGGGAGAGAGUGUAGAGAGUUGCGUGUCCACGUUUGGCCACAAAAGAGGAAAUUUGGAUGUCGUGGCUCGAAUGGGCGGCAGGAUUACUAGUAGCAUGCAGUGUGCAUGAGGGUAACCCAAUUAAGAAUUUGCAUAAUCCAGCCGGUCUGCUGUUGUUGCAACGGGCCAGUAAUCUCUCACCCGCGAUGAUAUUGGGAGCAACGCUUCAAGUGUGCCAUAGGGGAUGGUGCGUGUGGCAUGUACAAAAGGACGAGGGUGUUCCUCUGCUUCUCCCAGCCCCUCGAGGGAAAGGAGAGAAAAGGGAACCGGCGAGGGAUACGGACGGACCGGGGCAGCAAGUAAAGGUCGCAAUGACAACAGCAACAGCAACCAGACGAGAUAUACACAGAGAGGCCCAGAUGCUUGUCUGCUUAUGUGUACGUAUGGGCGUAGGGGUAAGUAUAUAUAAGUUGUGUGUUAAAGGUGUGCGUCUCUUGAGUGCGUACUGGAACGGGGUUUGUGGGUGGGUGGUGAGUGUAAGUGAGAGCGCGCGAGAGAGGAAAAGUGAGAAAUUACGGCAACAUACCUACCUACGAGAGAGAGAACCCGGAGACGGGCAGAGAAAGAGGAGAAGCAAAAAUUCUCAGUCGAAGACGAGAGAUCGGCAGAGAGGAAGAGAGAGGAAAGCCCGGGAUUCUAUGUAGGUUAUGUAUAAUAUGUGUCUCGGAGAUAGUAUGGACCUACUACUUUUCUCUCUACUAAGAGGUGACGGGACGAGACGUGUGUGGUAGUGUGGUAAUGUAGGAAUAGAAGAAGGGAGAGGGGAUCGGCAACGAGGAG